Molecule: messenger RNA, 1531 nt
Organism: Rhodofomes roseus
Lineage: Eukaryota; Fungi; Basidiomycota; Agaricomycetes; Polyporales; Fomitopsidaceae
Exons: 6
Coding region: 1-1338 (445 amino acids)
Biological process (GO): positive regulation of transcription by RNA polymerase II; mitotic cell cycle
Cellular component (GO): nucleus
Molecular function (GO): DNA-binding transcription factor activity, RNA polymerase II-specific; RNA polymerase II cis-regulatory region sequence-specific DNA binding
Source: RefSeq, a predicted model, not a curated record
AUGGCCACUAUUGUUUCGAAGGGCAGCUGGACAAGCGACGAAGACGAGCGCCUCUGCAGAGCAGUGGAGGAGUUGGGUCCCAAGUGGGCGCUCGUCGCGAACCGAGUGCGGACACGAAACAGCGGUCAAUGUGCGAAGCGAUGGAACGACGCAUUGAACCCCACUAUCGACCGCAGCGGCUGGACGCGUGAAGAGGAUGAACAGCUGCUCAGAGCAGUUGAGCAGCAAGGCCACUCCUGGGCCAACAUCGCACGGACGUCGCUUCCUGGUCGUACGGGACUUGCCGCAAAGAACAGAUACAACCAUCUCAUGAGAGGCGCAUGCCGGCAAGCUGGGAGGCGAAGGAGUCGGACCUCGCCCAUGACCACUGAGAAGCGCAGGACGCGCGGUAUCUCUGAGGCAUCCGCGACCAUGUUCCACGGGACGUCCUCGCGGUGGGCUGGCAGCCAGUCUGGAUCCGACAGCUCAGAGUCCGGAACAACCCCGCCGUCGCCGCGCUCGCUUCCGGAAGGGGACGAAGUUCACCUUUACACCGCAACUAACGCGGCUGAAUUCACGGAUGCCGAAAUGCUAUCACGCCUUUCCGUCCGGCUCCCGUCGCCUUUGACGCCAGCAUCCGGCAUCGAGAGGCAGUUUAUGGAUUUCUUCUCACCGCAUAUGUUUGGUGACUCCGCAGUAGCGGAGGCGUCCUCCUCCGCAUCCCUCCUCUACAACCCGCCAUCCCCAUCCGCGGCCUACCUCUCGGAGACCCCACCGCUUCUCGGAGACCUUGGAGAUGCACAAAUGGAUCCUUUCUCCAUGUGGUCGCCUUGCAUCUCAGGCCCGGCGACCCCCAUCGACGCGCCAUUUAUGGACCUAGCGCUCGGUGUAUCUCAGCACCAUGCAUCGAACUUUUACCACUCACAGCCCCUCACUUCCACUGGCAGUUCGUGCGACGUCCAAAACCCUGCAGGGGACGGUGUUCUAGCGAUGGCCGACUACCUUGCCCUCUACCCACCUUCGAACGUCUCGCGGCAGUCGCCCUACCUGACGCAGUCCAUUCCAGAGCUUUCGAGCCUCGCGUUGGACGCUCAGGUGACUAUCGGUUCUCUGCCAGCGUUCCCGGAUAAGGCGAGCGUCCAGCUCGCGCAACAAGCCGUAGACCCCUCCGACCGCCGCGUCGCCGUCGCGGUGGCUAUCUGCGACCAGCAGGACGUCAUCUCGACGGUGCACUCGUUGUCACACAGCCUGUCAUCGAUGCUGGGGCAGGGUCAGGUUCAGGGAGCAGAUGACACGCCGAGACCAGAGACGUACCCAACGCCCCAUUCACCGCAGCUUCAUACUCUGUGGCAGUCGUGAUUGGUGGUUGCGCUAUUGCUUGCGAUUGUAUUCUGUAAUGUUAGUGUACCAGAGUAUGAGCCUCUUCCGGACUAUGGCAUCCACAUUCAUACGCAUAUAUAGGCUACUGCAUAGUAUAGAGAUACGUUAUGCACUCAACAUGCAUGCCUCGUUAUGCAUAAUAUAUAGAUGAAGUACCUGCAUUGACUACGCC